UGAACUCAUUCCCAGUAGCAUAUGCCGAGAAUCCGGAACUGCUAAUAAAGUUGUCGCGCAGCAAAAAGAUACGAAAGGCUCCCGAUCCCUGGACCCUGUGGAGUUGCGCUACGCCGCUCCCUACCGGAGUUCGGCAGAACUGAUUGCCACAGACAUACAGCCAAGUGAGAGCCUGGGGAAGAUCCGAUGCGGUGGCCCACGCGGGGAAAAUGCCUAUCCAAUCGUCUCGCUGUGGAUUGCAGUUGUUGAAUUCGAUGUCCAUGGUUUCGCCGUUUUCGUAGCAAGUUUUAUGGGUCGACACCGUUGAUUCGCAGUCGAACGGGUCCUGGCCGGUUUGUGUGUUCACUAUUGUAGUGGCCUCGGUUCCAUAGCUUGUCGAAUACAAUGUUGGGCGGUCUGUUGGCGGCUCUGCUACAGAUGGUGGUUGAACCGGGAAAGCACCGUUCUCUUUGCUUGGAGAAAGCGAGGGUGAUUUUGUCGGGUUGCGUGUCGGUUUGCGUGUCGGUUUGCGCGAAGGCUGGGGUGACGGUCUGGGUGACGGUCCGGGCGAUGGCCCAGGUGUUGGGUCAGGCGUCGGGUGCGGCGUCAGUUCCAGCGAUGGCUCCAGUGUCGGAAAUCGAGUCUCAGGAGCCGAAGUUUUUCCAGGCACCGUUAUCUCAACAUCAUCGACGGAAUUCGAAGUCGUUGCCUCUAUAAUCUCCACGGUAGGCAAAAUAGUGGCUCUUAGAUUAGUUGGUGCAAGUGUAGGAGGAAAAAAAUCGGAAUCCUGAAUAUGCGAUGACGACGAUGACGACAGCUUGAGUUUGCUUCGAGAAAGAAACACCGCCAUGAUAGCAGCAACUAUUACGAUGAGCGCGAGAAGGAAGAAAAUCAGGACCCUCCGGAUCCGAUGGAGGUUCAUCUUUCCAAGAGAAUAACUGUCGCCUUUCUUGAACUUUUUGGAUGCAUCCUCGGUGCGAGUUUCGAUGAUAGAAGAAUGCCCAUCGGUAACAAAAAUGAUUCCUGGUAUUUUACCAGGUACUUUCUUAGGGAGUUGGUUCGUUGCUCCGGCACCAUCGUGGAAUUCAUACUCGCGAAAGGACAACUGCAAGGGAGGAUUGCCGUCCUUGAUAUCUGGCUGGAGACGAGAAAGCUGAUUCGCGGCAUCUAUSUCGUCCUGGUGGUGUUGUGGAUUUUGUUCGAAAGUUGCAAUGUUUGUAUCCAGGACUACAAUCUCUUCCUUGUCUUGAAUUUGUGGGGUUCCAGCUUUGAGUCGUGCUACACCGGGAAUUCGUUCCGCCUUGACGACAGAUUCGUCUUCGAUAUAGAUGUUAUCGACUGUAUCAUUCUCCAUGUCGCUUAGACCGGAUGUAUCUCCUACUCCGCGGCUGUUCAUGGGAAAGGAAGAUUCGUUUCUUUUCGGACUCGGUUCGUCGCCGUCUCCGAUUUCCAGCAUGUCACGGAUGGUGGACUCUCCGAUCAAGCUGUCACCUCCGUUCAACCCAGACGCCUCCCUCUCAUCGACACGAGUUGUCAUCAUUGAUCGAAAAUACUCCAACUCGGGAUUGUCGGUCCAGAUGAGACCCGACUCGACAGAGUUGCCCUCGGCUGUGAUGUUCUCGGUCUCACCAGUCAUUUUGGAUUCCGACUUAUGUAUUAUUUGUAAUGGUACGGUAUGGUACGAAUUUCUUUCUCUAUUGACUUUUUGUAGCUUGAGAGGAAAAAGCAUCUGUCAGCACCGGUACCUCGUGUGGAGGGAAGGUACGAGUGCCGGUACGGGAAGGGACAGCUUUUGAGAGAGAUAAUUACAGUACAGAGUACAGUACGAGUUCUAUCACGAUAGGAGUUUGUACCGUACAUACAGUACUGUAUUACGUUCGUCCUCGUACUCACAAUGACACUCAUUCUCAUUCUCAGCAUGUACCCUAUCUUGCCUCCAUUUUUUUUAGGUUUCGUUUGAAUUUGAAAAAAAGCGCGACAGGCCCUGUGCAUGUGGAUCCACCGGACGCACUCGAAUAACCGUACUUACUUGAGUCGUGGAACUUUAAGUAGGACUCCUUGUCACGGCAGGUAGUCCCGGUAAGAGGAGACAAUACUUACCGAGCUAUUCCCUGGAACCAUGUCGAUUUCAAUUUUUAGAGUAAAAAUUGGAUUCCCGGACACCCCCUACUGAUUAUUGAAAAAAAAAAAAAUAAAACUAAAUCUUCAUA
Messenger RNA from Pseudo-nitzschia multistriata, 2189 nucleotides. The record is from the annotation of a GenBank genome assembly. Lineage: Eukaryota; Bacillariophyta; Bacillariophyceae; Bacillariales; Bacillariaceae.